Molecule: messenger RNA, 1620 nt
Organism: Geodia barretti
Lineage: Eukaryota; Metazoa; Porifera; Demospongiae; Tetractinellida; Geodiidae
Source: the annotation of a GenBank genome assembly
AUGGCUCAACCGAUAACCCCCGCUCAACUGGAUGAUUUGUUCAACGGCUCCGCUCCGUUCGCGCUGGUGGAUGUCCGGGAGGCCGGCGAGUACAACGCCAGCCACAUUCCCGGCAGCAGCCUGAUGCCACGACGGAUGCUGGAAUUCGACCUGCCGGUUGCAAUCCCCCACAUUGAUAGCCUCACCGUGCUGUGCGACGACGACGGUCAGCGCGUGGCGAAAGCCGUGGCGACGGUGGAAGCGAUGGGGUACUCCAACGUGGGGUGGCUGGACGGCGGAGUGAACCGCUGGAUGAGCCUGGACUAUCCCACCGAGUGGGGUGUGAAUGUGCCCAGCAAGGAUUUCGGCGAGAAGGUGGAGGUGGUUCACCACGUGCCGGAGAUCGAUGCCAUCGAGUUGCGUUCCCGCAUGGAUCUGGGCGAGAAGAUGGUGAUUCUGGACACGCGGACGCCGGAGGAAUACCGCCGAUUCUGCAUUCCCGGUGGGCAAAGUUUGCCGGGCGGAGAACUGGCGCUGCGGAUAACCGACGUUACUGCUGACCUGGACCCGGAUACCACGGUGGUCAUAAAUUGCGCCGGCAGAACACGGAGCAUCAUUGGAACGCGAAUAUUGCAGCGGAUGGGCCUGGAUCGCGAUAUCGUUGGACUGAAGAACGGCACGUCCGGAUGGGUGCUGGCCGGUUACGAGCUGGAAUCCGGCGCGGACCGGGACGAACUGCCGCAGGUUUCAGCCGAAGGCCGCGCCGCCGCCGAAGCAUACGCCGACCGAUGCGCCGCCGAGGAUGGCGUAGAUUUUCUGGACGUUGUCGGGCUGGAACGGCUGGCUGAACGCAGCCGCAGCGAGACCGUUUACUUCAUCGACGUGCGCACCGCCGAGGAAUACGCUGCCGGACACAUUCCGGGCUUCCGGUGGUUUCCUGGCGGUCAAUGCGUGCAGAGGAGCGACGAUGUGGCCGUGGUGAAAAAUGCUCCCCUAGUGUUCUGCUGCGACGGACGGGCGCGGGCGGCGCUGACCGGGUCGUGGUACCGACAGCUGGGUCACGGAGAGGUUUAUGCGCUGAACGGUGGGACUGAGGCAUGGGCGGUGGCCGGCAAGUCGCUGGAGUCGGGCCGCAACGUGGGAGCCCGCUUUGAUGGGUCCAUCGGCGGGGCCGGCGAACCGGAAUUGGUAACCGCAGCCCGAAAUUCAGUUCCAUCCAUCACGGCGCAGGAGCUGGAAUCGGACCGGCCCGAUGCCAUCCUGUUUGUAGAUACGAGCCAGGACUUCUCCAGGGGCCACGUGCCCGGCGCGCACUGGGUUCCCCGAGGCUGGCUGGAGUGGCAGGUGGCCGAGCAUGUGGCGUCUGAGGACGCUCGGGUGGUGGUGACCUGCGGCGAUGGCCGGCAAUCACUCCUGGCGGCAGCGACGCUGCAGUCGAUGGGAUUUACCAAUGUUGGUGUUCUGGACGGCGGUGUGGCGUCGUGGCGCGCAGCUGGACUGCCGGUGGAAACCGGGCUCUCCGGUGUCAUGCGAACGCCGGCCGACGUGGUGUUCAGCGGCCCCGACCGCACGUACGCCGACAUGCAGAACUACCUGCGGUGGGAGGAGCAGCUGGGCGACAAGUACGCCGCUGCCGACUGA